AUGGCUACCGGCCGACUGACGCUAGCAUUAAAGAUCACGAUGGAUGGCUUCAGCCGUACAACGGAAAGUAUGGGAAAGGACAAAACACCAAGCGGGAACGAACACGAUGACGGUGCCGGCGCUGGAGACCGCCCCAGCAAAAAGCAGAAGCGUGCUGCCGCCGCCGUUGGGCUGAGCGAUGGGGAACAGGACGCGUCCCCCGCUCCUGCUGGUAAGGGCUACGGAGUCGUCGGUGAGGAUGGUCUGACAUACAAGCAGCGAAGGCAACUCCGUCGUGCGGCAGAGCGGGCGGCCAGGGAGGCGGAGGCGGCCGCAGCGGCCGCUGCAGCAGUGGCCGGCAACGGCGAAGCCGGUCAGGUUCCAGCUCACAUGUGUCUAGGGGAACUUCUGUGCGACUUUUGUGUGCGUCUCUCUUGCUAUCUGGGCAUAAGUCGCCUCCCCACCGUACCUUUCUCCUGCUCGACCCGGUGGGCGAGUGGGGGAGGGCUCCCCUCGGCCACUCCGGCGGCUGCAACAGCCCUCCCUGGACUUGGACCCGACACCGAUAUGGGGGGAACCAGCGCGGGUAAGAAGAACAAGGACAAGAAGCUGGGCAAGGACAAGGACAAGGACACGGGUGGAGCGGGGGCGGCAAAUGGCGCCGCUGCCUCCCCCGCCGUCCCGAGUGCUGGCGCUGUUGUAGCCGCUGGGAAGGGUAAUGCGGACGAGGCGGCAAGGAUACGGGCGGUGCUCGGGUUUUCCGCGGCCGGGGGUGACGGCGGAGGGAAACUAAAGUUGGCCGUUGGGUUCUCGGGGCCCCCCGCCCCUGCGGUUGGUGGUUUGCAGGAUGCGAAGCACUCUGAUAGUGUCGGGGAGGAAUCUGAGCCCGUGGGUAAGAAGCAGGAGGAGGACGAGAAGGCGGAGAAGAAAAGUGAUAAGGGGAAGAAGGGGAAGAAGAGUAGCAAGAAGGGGGGGGAGGAGGUGAAUAAGGUGGAGGACAAGAACCGAACAAGCGAGCAACAGAAGAAAUCCAGCAAGAAACGGAAAAGCCAGGAGGAGACAGAGGAGGACGAGAAGGAGGAGAAUACGGGGCCGCGGCAGGAGGGGGCUGCUGGGGCCACUACUAGGGGGGCCACAGCCGCCUCACCUCCAGCAGCCGCGGGUGGCAGGUCUGCUGAUGGCAGGACAGCAAUGGAUGUAGCGCCUACAACGACAAAAACAACCGACAUGAAGGCUAGCAAGCAGCAGCAACCGCUUAAUGACGGGAAGACGCCGUUUUCGUUUUCUUUCCAGCUCCAAGCUGACGUAGAGGCUGAGACUGAGGCUCGGUUAGCUCGGCUCAUGGCGCUGGACAGUACGAAGGAUGGGUUCGUACCGAGGAGGAUCUGGGUGAGUGGCCUGCCUCACGAGUUCGACGAGGCCACUGUACGGGAGUAUUGGAGCUACUGCGGGGAGGUGGAGUCCAUGCACCUGCUGACAUUCCCCGACUCGGGCAACUUCAACGGCACGGCCUACAUAACAUUCAAAACACAGGAGGGCUACGAGGCGGCUCUGGCUUGCAAGGGGGAGAUGCUGGAGGGGCGGGCUCUGCGGGUAGAGAAGUGCAAGGCGGCGGCGGAGCUGAAGGGCAAGGCUCGAGGCGCAUCAGGGGCCCCGGGUCAGCGAGCCAGUGGGGGCGACGGCGGCUCGAGUGCGGCGGAUGGCACAAGUGGCGGCGGCGGUGGUGGGCGCGUGGCUGGCUACCCGGUUGCCUAUUGUGGCAACAUCUCCUUCGAGGCGGGUGCUGAGGAGCUCCAACAGCUGUUCAGUCGGGCGGGUGCGGUCCCCACCAAGAUCCGCCUGCAUUCAGAUAAGGCAACCGGCAGGUCACGGGGAUUUGCUCACGUGCACUUUGCCAAUGAUGAGGAUGUGGACAAGGCGGUGGCUCUGGAUGGCACUUCCUUCCAUGGCCGCAAGAUACGGGUGUCGUACGCGCAGCCAAAACCUGGGGAGACCUGA
Messenger RNA from Volvox carteri f. nagariensis, 1977 nucleotides. RefSeq lists its product as uncharacterized. The record is from RefSeq and is a predicted model, not a curated record. The transcript has 10 exons. NCBI's taxonomy places the organism in Eukaryota, Viridiplantae, Chlorophyta, Chlorophyceae, Chlamydomonadales, Volvocaceae. Bases 1 to 1977 code for a protein of 658 amino acids. Gene Ontology annotation, molecular function: RNA binding.